AUGCUCCAGCAGUUCCUCCCUGCUGCGUCUGCUGCAGCAGCACCACCACCAGACGGCAGGUUGGCUCAAGGGCAUGGUCUGGCUGGUUGGAGAGGGGACGUAGAAUCUCCCCCUUGCUUUCCAGUCCUCCCCCCCUCCCCCUCCCCCCCUCUUCUUCUUCCCUACCUCCCCGUCUUCUUCACCUUACUCCCCCCCUUCCUCCCAGCAGCCCCACCUUUUUGUUUGUGGUUCCCCCCUGCUGGGUCUGCUGCAGCAGCACCACCACGAGACUGCAGCUUGGCUCAAGGGCAUGGACAGCAGCACCACCACGAGACGGCAGCUUGGCUCAAGGGCAUGGACAGGCGGUUAGAGCGGGUUGUAAAAUCCGCCCUCUUUUUGUUCCUGUUGGCCCCGCCCCUCUUGAGCCCCCCUUUUUCCCUUUUCCUUUCCAGUUCCCCCCUGCUCCGUCUGCUGCAGGAGCACAACCGGGAGGCGGCUGCUUGGCUUAAAGACAUGGACAGGCGGUUGGAGCGGGAUGCAGCUCACCUCAACACCGUGCUCGACCGAGCCAUACAACAACUGAGCGAGGAGAGGGAUCGAGCAGAGGCUCGGGCAACAGUGAUCGAUCAAGCAACAGCAGAGGCGAUUCUGAGAGCACCCAGCGUAGAGGCGGCAUCUGCAGCUCUAAGAAGCAUGCAGGCUACCACUGUUGACCUGAGGAAGCUUGCAGAGGGGAAAGGGGGGGAGCGGGAUAAGGGGAGAGAAGGGGCGAACGGGGAGGAGAAUGGAGGGGAGAGGAGGGACCGGAAGGAGGGGGUGGAGGGGGAGAGGAGGGAGGAAGAGAAGGGGCCGCUGGUGGAGUGUUUGGAGAUGUAUACUCGAGCUCAGGGGCUGGAGAAGAGGUUUCACGCAGCCCUGCAGGUGUAUCAACAAUACGACAGGGAGGUGGCGGUGAGGCAGUUCAUGCUGGGGCACCUGAAGGAGCUGGACGGGUACCGGAGCUGGACGGCUGCUGAGGGAAUGGACGCUGCACAGCCCAAUGCCCCUACUCCCUCGCUUUUCUCCUUCUCCCCUCUUCACUCCCCCACCACUCUGUCCCUCUCUCACCAGCCCUGCAGAUCUACCAACAAUACGACAGGGAGGUGGCAGUGA
This is a messenger RNA of Closterium sp. Naga37s-1, 1131 nucleotides long. The record is from the annotation of a GenBank genome assembly. Lineage: Eukaryota; Viridiplantae; Streptophyta; Zygnematophyceae; Desmidiales; Closteriaceae.